UCCAUCCUCCUCCACACUUUGCAGACGAGGAGGGGGAGACAAUCAGCCUGGCACCAACAGGAGGGGGAGAACGAGGAAUGUAGUAAAUCCCCAGCCAUGGUGAGGGAGGAGGCACAAGGCAUCUGUGGGGCCUGGUGCAUGGAUGUGUCCAGCCUGGUCCUCUAGAGACGAGCAUCCUUCAUCCUGAGGAGGAGGAGGGAGGAGAGAGUGAUUCAGGCUCUGUGAGAUGAUGAGACUCCUGGCUGGCAUGGAGCACCGGAGGCUUUGAGGCUGCCUCCAGGAAGGUACCUGCUUAGGGCUUUUCUCAGCACCGAGGGAGGGACAACUGCAGGUCAGGAAGAUGGAGAUCUUGGCUCUUGCAAGUACAAGCGGCGUCUUGCUGAUGCUUCUGCCCUGCUUCCUGCCGGCUGCCGCUGGGCACAUGGCCAUUAAAGUGCCCCUGAAAAAUUACCCAGGCCUCGGCGUGGUCCACAGAGCCAGGAGGUCGGCAGAAGAAGACACCGGGCAAGACACCAACUUCUUGGACAUGAAAGACAACCUGAGAGGGAAGUCUGGCCAAGGAUAUUACGUGGAGAUGAGGAUGGGCACUCCUCCUCAGACGCUGAACAUUUUAGUGGACACCGGCAGCAGUAACUUUGCAGUGGGUGCAGCCCCCCACCCUUUCCUGAAGAGAUACUAUCAUCGCCAGAGGUCCAGGACAUACAGGGAUGUCCGAAGAGGGGUGUACGUUCCUUACACUCAGGGAAAAUGGGAGGGCGAAUUGGGUACAGAUUUGGUUACAAUCCCACAUGGUCCCAACGUCACCAUCACAGCCAAUAUUGCAGCCAUAACCGACUCCGAUAAAUUCUUCAUCAACGGUUCCAACUGGGAGGGAAUUCUGGGACUUGCAUAUGCCGAGAUUGCAAGGCCUGAUGACACCCUGGAACCAUUCUUUGACUCCCUUGUGAAGCAAACACGGGUCUCGAAUAUCUUCUCACUCCAGUUGUGUGGGACAGGCUACCCGAUAAAGGAGGGCAACACGUCGGCCUCAGUGGGAGGAAGUAUGGUCAUCGGUGGGGUUGACUCCUCUCUGUAUGUGGGUAAUAUAUGGUACACACCAAUCAGAAAGGAGUGGUACUAUGAAGUCGUCAUUGUAAAGAUUGAAAUCAACGGACAGGAUCUCCUGAUGGAUUGUAAAGAGUACAACUAUGAUAAGAGCAUCGUUGACAGUGGAACCACAAACCUCCGGCUGCCGAAACGAGUGUUCGAUGAAGCCGUAAAGGCAAUUAAAGCUGCUUCCUCGACAGAGAAAUUUCCCGAUGGGUUCUGGUUGGGAGAACAGCUGGUAUGUUGGCAGGAAGGUACAACACCAUGGAAUAUCUUUCCGGUGAUUUCUCUAUAUCUGAUGGGUGAAGCUACUAAUGAAUCUUUCCGCAUCACCAUCUUGCCACAGCAAUACCUUCGCCCUGUGGAGGAUAUCGCUACGUCUCAGGAUGACUGCUAUAAGUUUGCGGUAUCCCAGUCUUCUACUGGCACAGUUAUGGGAGCUGUCAUCAUGGAGGGCUUCUACGUUGUGUUUGACCGUGCAAGUAAACGCAUAGGAUUUGCAGUCAGCACAUGUCACGUUCAUGACUACUCGCGCCAGGCCUCUGUGGACGGUCCGUUUUAUGCAUCAGACUUGGAAGACUGUGGCUAUAACACCCCACAGCUGGAUGAGUCGGCAUUGAUGACCACGGCCUACAUCAUGGCGGGUGUCUGUGCCCUCUUCAUGCUCCCCCUCUGUCUAAUGCUGUUCCAGUGGCGCUGCUUCCGCUGUCUAAGACGAUCACAAGAUGAUUUCGCAGACGAUAUUUCCCUGCUGAAGUAAGAAGCUACAUCUCCUCUACCUGUUGCCUCCAGGUGACCGCAAGAAAACCCGCAGCAGGGGGCUUGGUAUGAUACGGCCAUCGGUCCUGCACGGGCAGAGUCUACCAGAGAAGCCAGGACAUGAGCCAACCAAAUGAUGGAUUAUUUUUGCAGCUUUACAAAUCUCAAAUCUUUCACUUGUGAUCAAGCAUCUUCUUAUGUAACAGCGCUAAAUACCAUUAGGACGGAGGGAGUGUCGAUUAACCCAAAGCCAUAUUGAAGACUAACCGAAACUGCAUUCCCUGUUCUUCAUGCUUAUUGCUAGGUCAUGCGGGGUCCUUGGUUUGCGGGCGACGUAAUAAGUGAACAUUGUUAUUCUAAAGACAAAAGGGAAUCAUAGAAGCAAAAUUCUUUAAGGGUGGCGGGAUGUGGAGGAGGUACAAAGGCUCCAAAUCUGCACCAGCCCCAUAGCUGCAAGGUCCCAUGUAUGGCGGUUCAGUGACCGGUGUGUUGGUGGCAUCCAUACACUAGUAAAUGGUCCAUAGCAUGGCAGUGAGUGUCGGAAGUCUGUAUACCCCUCUCCAGUCCAGAAGGGCUACUUUACAUUAGGGACCAAACCUUCUUAAUUUGAUAUCCCCAAACUGAAUGUGUUUUUAUGGUUAUGACAUUCCUGUACACAGACCGCAGAUUUCUUCUUGUUGGCGAAACUGGCAGCAACUGAAGAAAGGAUAGGUCAUCCAUAGCAGAUCUGUGGCGGGUCUGACACCCAGCACCCCCACCGAUCAGCCGCCAGAAAUAACAUAUUGGAUGGAACUGGAAACAGCGCCAUCUGCUGUGUAGUGGCCAUGCUGGGGUACUGUAGUGAAAGGGAACUGAGCUGCAGUACCGUGCCACAGCCACUACGCAGUAUAUGACGCUGUCUGCCUCCAGAUCCGUCUGCGGAGUUAUUUCCAGUACCGGAUGCUGCUGAGAACAGCUGAUAAUAGGGGUCCUUGGAGUUGUACCCCCACCGAUCUGAUAUCGAUGAGCCAUUCUAAGGAUUGGUCAUUGAUAUCUACAGCUUUUAAGGUUGCUUUCAGCCCCAUGAAAUCUAUUGCAAUCCACUUAAAAUAGUCUACAGCAGGGAUGCUCAACCUGCGGCCCUCCGUCUGUUGUAAAACUACAACUCCUACCAUGCCCUGCUGUAGACUGUCCAGGCAUGCUGAGAGUUGUAGUUUUGCAACAGCUGGAGGGCCGCAGGUUGAGCAUCCGUGCUGUAGACUAUUUUAAGUGGAUUGUAAUAGAUUUCAUGGGGUUGAAAAACAACCUGGCCAUCCCUGGUCUAAAGCAACAAAAAGGAGUAAUAGUCCUUUUUUGCCAAUCCCCUGUGUGUCUGUGUCGAUGCCUCCUUUGGCGGUCUUACCAUCACUUCAUUGGUGUCAGGGAAGCAUCCGAAGGGGCUGGGUAAGGUGAAUAUAACUCCUUUUAAUUAUUUUAGACCAAUGUAAAUGGUUUGUAUGUAAAUUAUAUGGGGUUGGACAACCCCUUUAAGGCUAAUUUUACAUGAGCGUAAUAUGCACGUGUAUUUGUGCGCCCGUAUUACAGAGGCAAAUCCCACCUCCACCGCGGGUCUGAUCACCUGAACCAGCAGCGUCAUAGGUCCUUGUAAUGCAGUUAGUCUGAGUGGUCAGACCCACUGUCGGGCCGAGAUUUCCAUCCAUAAUAUGGGAGCACAAACCCACCUGCAUUACACACUUGUAAAAUUGGCCCAAGUGAAAAUUAAAAGGAAAAAAGAAAAUUAAAGAGCCCUUGUCACCUUAAAAUGUCUGUUUUAGUAAAUAAUAAUUCUGCAGUAGCUUUUCUUACACAGCAGGCAUGCUCAACCUGCGGCCCUCCAGCUGUUGCAAAACUACAACUCCCAGCACGCGCAGACAGCCUACAGCUAUCAGCCUACAGCAGUGAAUGAUGGUGGGAGUUGUAGUUUUACAACAGCUGGAGCAUCCCUGUUAUACAGUAACUACCAUUCCUCUGUUAUUCCACUUGAAAAUAUGUGAAUAAAUUAAAAAAUUGCCCUUUUUUAAUAUGGCGUCUCUCUACACAAUCUAUCAGUACUGGCUGUACACAUUUCCAGGAGGAAUCACAGAGCAAUAGCAGUAUGUAUGUACUAAAACAGACAUGUCAGGAGAACUCUUUAAAGGGGACACGUGUCUGAUCAGCAGAGUUCUGACCACUGGGCACCCGCUGAUCAUGAGAACGGGGUACAUUUACCCACAUUUGAACUGAGCGCCAGACAUGUGUCCACCACUUCAUUAAUUUCUAUGGUACUGCCGGAGGUAGCAGAGUACAAGCGCCCUGCCAUCUCCCACAGCCCCAUAGAAUUGUAUGGAGUGGCAGUAUGUGUGUCCGCUGCUCCAUUCAAAUGGGGGAACAUGGGUCCCCAUUCUUGUGAACGGCAGGAACCCUCACGUUCCAAUCUCUUGCUGAUCAGACUCUUACUCCCUAUCCUGUGGAUAGGGAAUAAGUUGUUGUAAUGGAACAGUCCCUUUAAAGGGGUAUUCCGGUUAGAAGAAGUUAUGCGACCACUGGUACCCCUAGCGAUCACAAGAACAGGGGUCCUGUACCCCUGAAAUAAAUGAAGCAGCUGGUCGAACAUGCACACUGCCGCUCCGUUCUUUGUCUAUGGGACUUCCGGAUAAGGCCUCAUGAACACGAACGUGUGCAGGCCGGGCCCGUGCUGCGGACCGCAAAACUGACCGUGGGGCUGCAGCAUUCAUAUUGCGGACCCAUUCACUUGAAUGCGGUCCGCAUCCUUGUAUUGAGGGCCGGGCAACGGCCGUGUGCAUGAGCCCUAAAGCUGAGCAUUGUACUCGGCUGUCUCAGGCAGUCUCAUAGAGAUCAGUGAAGCAGCAAGGUGCAUUCUGGAGCUGUCACUCCAUUUAUUUCAGGGGUACAGGGCCACAAUUCUGAUGAUCGCUGAAGGUCCCAGUAGUCAAACCUCUAUUGAUAUAGUAUUCAAUAAAGGAUAAAAAAAACACCAAAAAAAACCACUUUAAUUAUUAAAAAUUCUGUUUUAUCAGUACGGGAUGCCUAGCCCUCCCCAUAAAUCUUUUGUAUGUAGGGUCUCUAUUGAGAUUUCAGGAGGUGAUCCGCCUGUAUCAGACCCUUUUAUGCAGCACAUAUAACAAGGAGAAAGCCCCUGUGUAAAACUUGUGUCAGACCUGGGCUCAUGUCGAUCCAAGAACAUGUUCUGGCUUUGCGACAUUAUAUCAUAUGUGAUCCUACCCGUUAUCAGAUUGCAUAGAUCUCUCUUAUACAGGAUGAGGAGCCCACCGGAUGACCCCGAAGGAGGAUUGAAAUGAGAUUUAUAGGGGAGGGCGGCUUUUCAAUUCAUUGACAAUUUUCUUAAUGUAACUGUACGUGAUGAUCAUUAACAAUAAUUGUUAUAUCUAUGGUACUAAAACGAUCAGUAACAAUCAGAA
Bufo gargarizans (Asiatic toad) is the source of this 5282-nucleotide messenger RNA. RefSeq names its product beta-secretase 1 (gene BACE1). The coding region runs from base 341 to 1846 and encodes 501 amino acids. The transcript has 9 exons. Gene Ontology annotation, biological process: membrane protein ectodomain proteolysis; amyloid-beta metabolic process. Gene Ontology annotation, molecular function: aspartic-type endopeptidase activity. Gene Ontology annotation, cellular component: trans-Golgi network; membrane; endosome. NCBI's taxonomy places the organism in Eukaryota, Metazoa, Chordata, Amphibia, Anura, Bufonidae. The record is from RefSeq and is a predicted model, not a curated record.